AUGGACUGGUUGGUAGACGAGCACAAGCGGCCUAGAUGUCGCCGUACAUACGACCACCUGCUGUACCUACUCAUCCAACUCACCUGUCUAUCCCGAUACCAUUCUCCAUCCCCCGCACCCCGCACCCGCCUGAUACCGGUACAACUGCACAUGGGUACACAGUAA
Plenodomus lingam JN3 is the source of this 165-nucleotide messenger RNA. The record is from RefSeq and is a predicted model, not a curated record. Lineage: Eukaryota; Fungi; Ascomycota; Dothideomycetes; Pleosporales; Leptosphaeriaceae.